AUGACCUCUGAAAGACCUCUGAAAGGCCCCAUCGUGGUGAGCAAGGCUACAAUUCCGCGUCCAACAAAAACGGAAGGCGAGUUCCUACGAUCCAGGCUCUGGGAUCUUUUCAAAUCAAAGAGUGAGGGCACCGAAAAGCUUGACCCGCCAGCUCCAUGUUCUACAUACCAUGGUGAAUGGAUAGGAGUCAGGAAAGACAUUCAAGAUCCCAGAGCACCACAGCAGCCAAACCUCACCGAGCAGGACAAAUUCAACAUGAUCCAAAAUCACCGACAGAAUGAUUUGACUCUUUUCUAUAUUUCUGGAGGCGCAUGGUUCCGUGCAGGCCCUCCUGGUGCUCGGCCCCUGAUACAGCGACUAUGUGAGGAAACUGGUGCCAGAGUGUUUACCUUUCAAUACCGCCUUGUCCCACAAAACACCGUUCCAACUGUCUUGUUGGACGCCUUGGUUGCUUAUUUUUACCUUGUGUCCCCGCCUCCUGGAGCUUUCCACAAACCCAUAGACCCGAAGAAAUUGAUUCUUGUUGGUGAAUCGGGCGGUGGUAUCCUCCAUCUUGAUAUUCUUCAGUUCAUUCAAGCCUUUUCCGACGCCUCUGGAUUGAAUUCCGAGAAGAUCCGUUUCUUUGGUCGAGAUAUCUCUUUCCAGAUGCCUGCUGGAUGCGCAAUCAUCUGUCCCGGGGCCGAUCCGGCGCUCUCAAUGCCGUCGGUUAAGAAAUUCGAGAAAACCGAUUGGCUGUCUGAAGGUGCGCCAUGGGUUCAGCCCAAUUUCCCAGCAGACUCUAUCUGGCCAUCAAACCCGCCCCGAGGUGAUUUGCAUUGCGACAACUCGGCCAUAUGUCAUCCAUUUAUCGACCCGUCGACAUGGACUGAUUGGAAGGGAAUGCCACCGAUGUGGAUUGCUUGCGGCGAAGAAACUUACUCUGAUGGAAUCAAGUUCCUGGUGAAAAAUAUCAAGGAUUCCGGCGUGCCUGUGACAUUUAUUGAGUAUGAGUUCAUGCCACAUGUCUGGAAUGUAGUCAUCCCUGCACUGCCACAGAGCAAGCAUGUGAUGAAGCUUUGGGCAGAAGCGUGUAAACGGCUUGGUACUCUGGACGCCAGUGGACAAAAGGCAGAGGCUUGGUAUGUCAAACUUGGCAGUCUUGACAUGGCCAAGAAACGGUUUGAGGACCUGGUUAGUUUUUCCAACGAGGAAGUAUUACGGAAGAUGAGAGCUGCGAGAGAUGAAAAUUCAAUGUUCAUCUGGAAAGGGCCUGGGGCAUCUGAAAAUUCAAAACUAUGA
Molecule: messenger RNA, 1278 nt
Organism: Talaromyces rugulosus
Lineage: Eukaryota; Fungi; Ascomycota; Eurotiomycetes; Eurotiales; Trichocomaceae
Exons: 3
Coding region: 1-1278 (425 amino acids)
Molecular function (GO): hydrolase activity
Source: RefSeq, a predicted model, not a curated record